CCUGGAGAUGGGGGAAGACUAGAAGAGCUGAGCUUUGCCUCUGAAUCCAGACUCCACAUGCAAAGCUCAAACAGCCUUUCUUGACUUCCAGGGAAUGAUCAAAUGAUGCAUUCUUGGGCCUGGGGCAGCCAGGGCAAUUCAGGUUAGGAAGGAGAGAUGAAGGAAUCUGGCUUGGGAACCAUAGUAUUUAAAGCUAGGAAAGGUUGUGAAGACCAUCUAGUUUGAUCACUUCAUUUCUCAGAUGAGCAAACUAAGGUAGGGGGUGUAACUUUCCAAGACUGCAGUCACACCGUAAGUGGCAGAACAAAUCUUUCAGCCUGGGGGAUGGGAGGGGGGGGAAGGGGCCAGAGUGACUCAGGCAGGGACUGACCUCUCUCCCUGCAAGAAUAUAGAGGAGCUUGAUUCCAUUCGGGCAAUUCCAAGCUCCUCUCACUCAUACAGCACAUGUCCAGCAAGAUGUCAAGUGGCAGUGACAUAGGGCAGGCCCGCCGGGCAGUGGAGCAGCUGCGGAUGGAAGCUGGCAUUGAUCGUGUCCAGGUAUCCAAGGCAGCAGGAGAGCUCUUGCAGUACUGUGUGGAACAUGCCAAAAGUGACCCAUUCCUCAUGGGCAUCCCAGCCGCUGUCAACCCCUUCAAGGAGAAGAAGCCUUGUACCAUUCUGUGAUUUCCUCUCAAGGAACCCUUGUACCUUGAGAUAUCCCCAUUGUGAGAUCCUUUCCCUCAAAUUCCUGAAUCAACACUCCUAUCAAGA
Gracilinanus agilis (Agile Gracile Mouse Opossum) is the source of this 750-nucleotide messenger RNA. It is a transcript of the gene GNG14, whose product is annotated as G protein subunit gamma 14. Gene Ontology annotation, cellular component: heterotrimeric G-protein complex. Gene Ontology annotation, molecular function: G-protein beta-subunit binding. The coding region runs from base 445 to 663 and encodes 72 amino acids. The record is from RefSeq and is a predicted model, not a curated record. Gene Ontology annotation, biological process: G protein-coupled receptor signaling pathway. The transcript has 2 exons. NCBI's taxonomy places the organism in Eukaryota, Metazoa, Chordata, Mammalia, Didelphimorphia, Didelphidae.